Messenger RNA from Parasteatoda tepidariorum (common house spider), 775 nucleotides. The record is from RefSeq and is a predicted model, not a curated record. NCBI's taxonomy places the organism in Eukaryota, Metazoa, Arthropoda, Arachnida, Araneae, Theridiidae.
UGGGGAAAUAAGGGAUGAAAAAUUUUAAGGUUCCUUAUUAGCACUGUUUAGUACAAGGAUCCUCUGGAAAUAAUUUUACAAUUCAUCGUUCCUAUUUUAGAGUUUUAAUAAGAAAUAUCAAACAUAUUUUUCCACAUACAUGAUGACUAAUAUCAUUAUGCAUAUUAUACUAUAUAGAAAUAGUGCAAUCGUUUGUCUUUUAACACACCUUUACAAACUUUCAGACGUAACGACGGACGUAAUUAAAUACAAUGAUAAACAUGCCUCACGUUUCCUACUUCAAGUAACAGAGAAUGACACAGAAAGUGUAACUGAGUUUGAAACAACUGAAAGUGUAACUGAGUUUGAAACAACUGAAAGUGGAACUGCGUCUGAAGGAACUGAAAGUGAAACUGAGUCUGAAGGAACUGAAAGUGGAACUACGUCUGAAGGAACUGAAAGUGGAACUGAGUCUAAAAGAACUGAAAGUGGAACUGCGUCUGAAGGAACUGAAAGUGGAACUGCGCCUGAAGGAACUGAAAGUGGAACUGCGUCUGAAGGAACUGAAAGUGGAACUGCGUCUGCGGGAACUGAAAGUGGAACUGCGUCUGAAGGAAAUGAAAGUGAAACUGAGUGUGAAGGAACUGAAAGUGGAACUGCGUCUGAAGGAACUGAAAGUGGAACUGCGUCUGAAGGAACUGAAAGUGGAACUGCGUCUGAAGGAACUGAAAGUGGAACUGAGUCUGAAGGAACUGAAAGUGGAACUGAGUCUGAAAGUGGAACUGCGUCUGAAGGA